GCUAUUUCUAAUGAAGAAAAAAAGAAAAUAGCACUAGAUUAUGUGUGUUUGCAAUUACAAAUCGACAAAAAUAACACGUCUAUAGAUAUUCAAGAAACAGUUAACGCUAUUAAAAUAUGUCUACAAAGUGUUUUAACAAGUAUAUUGUAUUAGAUUUUUUAAGAAAUGGAUGCAAUCAAAUCGAACGAAUGAUCGGUUUUUUGAAAAAAAUUCCGAGUAGCUCAAUACUGAAAUUCAUUUUCCAGCCACUGCGUACAAAUUUAUUGCUAGUACAUCUUCAGGUUCUACUCAUAAUAAAAGUCGACCACCAGUUCAUUUCGAACUAUGCAGUGAGAGAACUAAAAGAACAAAAACUGAACAUCUCCGUUCAUGUUUUAGUAUAUCACAGUUGAUUUUUAGUGCAUCAAUGAAUCAAAGAAAAGAUGGCAAUAAAGACUGUGCAAAAAUUAUAAUGGAAAUAUCUAAUAUUACCCCCACUAGAGGUAAAAAAAUACGCCAUGCUUGGCAAGCACAUAAACGUCAACAAGAGGCCACACAAAUGACGACAGAUGAAGCUCUUGGAUUGAUAAUUUCUGCAUCAUUAUCAGUACACCAGUACAAACUUCUUCGAAAGCAAGCAUUAAAACUCAACCAUGACAUUUAUCCUGCGUAUAAUAAAGUGUUAGAUGCGAAAAAUAAUUCUUAUCCUGAUGAAAUAUCAAUUACAGAAGAAAUAUGUGAGGCAAAAUUACAAGCCCCACUUAAUCAUACCGUUAAGAGACUACUUGUAAAUAUUUCUAACGAGUUGAAGACUGGCAAUUAUAUUUUGAAAUUUCAAUGGGGAUUCAACGGUAGCUCUGGAUUUUCAGAGUAUAAACAAAGUACUUUAAGUGGUUCAAGUGAUAGUAAUUUAUUUGUAACUUCAAUGGUACCAAUAUAUUUAGCCAAUGAAGUUGAUAACCAUGUUAUAUGGCAAAACCCUGCGUGCUCUUUAACUAGAUAUUGUAGACCGAUUCGACUGCAAUAUGCUAAAGAAACUAUUGAAUUGUCACUAAACGAGGAAAAUUAUUUAAGUCAGCAAAUUAGCCAACUCACUCCUUAUAUACAUGAUAAAGGCGCAGUUAAGUUUUCGAUGGACUUUACAAUGAUUGAUGGUAAAAUAUGUAAUGCAGUGACAGAGACUUCAUCGAUGAAAUGUUAUAUUUGCAACUUAAAUAUUUCGCAAAUGAAUAAGUUAAAACUAAUGAAAAAUGUUGUAGUAAAUUGAGAAAAUUAUAGAUUUGGAUUAUCUACAUUGCAUGCAUAUAUAAGAUGUUUUGAAUGUCUGCUCCACGUGUCAUAUAGAUUAGUCUUUAAACAGUGGAAGGUUAAUAAAAAAAUGGCACUGAUCAAUUGUUGUCCAAACGGAAAAAACAAAUUCAAAAUGAUUUUAAAAAGAAAUUAGGUUUGUUGGUCGACUUCCCCAAGCCAGGUUUUGGGAGUAGUAAUGAUGGGAACACUACUAGAAAAUUUUUCAAGAAUUACAAAACAUCAGCUGAAAUUACCGGUAUUGACGAAACAUUAAUUAUUCGUUUUUGGGUCAUUCUUCAGUGUUUAUCAAGUGGACAACAAUUAAACGUAAAGAAAUUAGAAGAUUAUUGUUGGAGUACUGUUCAGUUAUAUGUACACUUAUAUGAAUGAUUUUACAUGCCUCCCAGUGUACAUUAAAUAUUAAUUCAUGGACCAUACAUAGUAGCUUCAUUUGUUUUACCUAUUGGCCAGUUAAGUGAAGAAGCCCAAGAA
Sipha flava (yellow sugarcane aphid) is the source of this 1761-nucleotide messenger RNA. RefSeq lists its product as uncharacterized. The transcript is spliced from 5 exons. The record is from RefSeq and is a predicted model, not a curated record. Lineage: Eukaryota; Metazoa; Arthropoda; Insecta; Hemiptera; Aphididae. Bases 407 to 1246 code for a protein of 279 amino acids.